Molecule: messenger RNA, 1158 nt
Organism: Oppiella nova
Lineage: Eukaryota; Metazoa; Arthropoda; Arachnida; Sarcoptiformes; Oppiidae
Source: the annotation of a GenBank genome assembly
AUGUAUUGUCUUCGGCGACAAGUGUUGAACCGAUCACUGAGUGCUUCCAAUGGCUUCAAAGCGAUCAAUGGCUGGUCUUUCGGUCGAUACACACAUUCAAUGUCUUCAUUAUCUGCGGUGUCGUUGUUUUCACACCAAUACUCAAACCACGGCUUGAGAUCCAACUUAAGAAUGAAUGCCACAAACGAUUGGCUCAGGAAUUGGCCGUCGAUUCAGAAGAUGUCGACAAUCAGUGAUAAUUUGGAUCCAAAUAAAGAUUCGGAGAAAUUAGAGAAAGAGAGACAACGAGUAAAGCAGCAGAAGAUCACGAAAUACACACUUCUUGUCAUGUUUUGCAUGUUUUGCGGAUCCGGUGUUUACGCGCUCCUGGAGUGGGGCGCGCCUUCACUCGACUCGGAGGGCAAUCCCAUUGAGGAUGAGUUCUCUGCGAUGCCAUUAGCCGUGCAAUACAUCUACAGAUCGUGGCAUACGUUCGCGCACUACGAACAGGUGCUUCGGGAGCCCACCCGCAACCUCCUGCUGCCGCCCCCUCUGGAGCCGCCUUACUAUCAGCCGCCGUUCACUUUGGUUCUCGAGAUGACGGGAGUGUUAGUCAAUCCCGAGUGGACUUAUAGGACGGGCUGGCGCUUCAAGAAGAGGCCGUUUGUCGACUACUUUCUGCACCAUUUGGCCACUUCAGGCAACUUCGAGAUCGUGAUCUAUACUUACGAACAGGGAUUCACUGCCUUUCCCCUCAUCGACAGUCUCGACCCCAACGGGUAUGUCAUGUAUCGACUGUUCAGAGAUUCGACGCGUUAUGAGAACGGGGUUCACAUGAAAGACUUGAAUUGUCUGAACCGAGACUUAUCUAAAGUCAUUCACAUUGACUGGAAUGGGAAGGCGUGUCAACUGAGCCCUAAUAAUUGCCUGACACUGAAGAAGUGGACGGGCAAUACAGACGACCGCACUCUCUAUGACUUGUCUCACUUCCUGAGAGCCAUCGCCACGGAAGGGGUGGAAGACGUGCGACAAGUGAUUGAACACUACUCCCAAUUCGAUGACCCCAUAGAGGCCUUCAAAGACAACCAACGAAAGUUAGCUCAACAACAACAGGAGUCAACGCCUCCUCAACCGCCCCCUCUGUCCAGCAAUUUGUGGAGUUCAUGGAGACGACGAUAA